This is a messenger RNA of Drosophila arizonae, 1209 nucleotides long. RefSeq lists its product as uncharacterized. Lineage: Eukaryota; Metazoa; Arthropoda; Insecta; Diptera; Drosophilidae. The record is from RefSeq and is a predicted model, not a curated record.
AUGCAAUGUUUUGAACUUCAGAAGAAGGCACUGGAUGACGAAAUCCAAUCUUCAAGUGAUAAAGAAAAGCAAUUAAUUCAGGGUAUGAUGAAGUGUCUGACCGAGGGUAUGAAGAAGGCGUGUUCGAAAAUAGCACUAGCAAAACUGUGYGCUGAUAAAGAACUCGAAGAUCAAUGUGCUGCACUGGCUAAAAAAGACAAAGUUAAAGCUAUGCUCAAGAAGUGUGAAAAGAAAAUGGCUAAAGAAAAAGCUAAAAAGCAAAAAUGCCCACCUGAGGAAAAGGAGGAUGAGAAGAAGAAAGGCAAGGGCAAGGGAAAAGCGAAAAAGCCAAAACAGCCAAAAAACAGAUUUACACUAAAAUUAGAGAAGUGCAUCAAAAGCGAAUGGGCCGAUGUUUGUGAAUGUCGUCAAUGUUUUAACGAAGAAGAAAAGAAAAGACUGUCGAAGACCUACAAAUGUCUAGGAGCUGAAAUUAAAAGUGUUUGCAGAAAGAAGGUAAUAAGCGAAAUGUGCAAGGAAGCUGGACAAAAAAGCAAGCCUAAGAAAUCAGACAAAAAGCAGAAAAAAAAAGAUGAAAAGAAAGAGCAAGAGCUUGAGAAAGCAGUACUUAAAGAACAAGAAGAAGAAGAGAAAAACAUAAAACGUCUAGUAAAAGCAUUAAAGAAAAAAUGUAAAAAGAAGCAAGAAAAAGCUCUUAAGAAAAAGUGUAAGGAGGAUGCCAAAAAGAAAAAGAAAGCAGCACUAAAAAAGAAAUGCCAAAAAUUAGCUGAGCAAGAGAAGUGUAAAGAAUUAGCUGAAAAAGAGAAGUGUAAAAAAUUAGCUAAGAAGGAAGAGGAGGGGGAUGAAGAGGAAAAGUGCGAAAAAGGGGAUGAAAAGGAAAAGGAAGCAAAACARAAGAAAAAGUGUAGAGAAUURGCAAAAAAAGCAAAGAAAGCUGCGGAAAAGAAAAAGUGCGAAGAAGCAGCUAAAAAAGAGAAGGAAGCGGCUGAGAAGAAAAAGUGCAAAGAAUUAGCAGAAAAGGAAAAGUGCAAAAAAUUGGCUGAAAAGGAGAAGUGCAAAAAAGGUGGUAAAAAAGAGAAGAAAGGAGGAAAAGAUAGGAAAAAGUGUAGAGAAUUAGCUAAAAAGGCAAAGAAAGCUGCUGAAAAGAAAAAGUGCAAGGAAUUAGCUAAAAAAGCAAAAGAAGCUGCUGAAAAGAAAAAAUGCGAAGAA